AUGGCAUUCCCUGUUAUUGUGCCCCCUGCUGGUGCCCCGGCAGGCACCCAAGCCCAACACCAACCUUUUGACUUUAAGAUCUUGAGAGAGCUGCAACAGUCAGUAAAGGCCAAUGGACUCCAAGCCCCAUAUACGCAGGCGCUUUUAGAAGCCACAUUAGCCCAGCUCUUGGUUCCAGAGGCCCAUACAGUGUUGCCCCCAUCAGCUGGUGUUUUGUUUGCCCACGAAUGGGAAACUGCCUGCCGUGCUUAUGCUCCAGCCUUGUUACAACAAGUCAGAGGAAAUAAUCCAAAUGUUACCCUCGCAGACGUCUUAGAUGCCAUGUUGGGGCGUGGUCCCUUCGCUCAAGCUUCAGUGCAAACCACACUGCUGCAAAUCUUAUUGAGGGACGCUGCUCUUGCUGCUAAACAAGCAAUGAGAAAAAUCCCUGAACCCAGUAUUCAAUCAAGGUGGGGUUCAAUCAGGCAAGAGGCAAGAGAAUCAUAUUCUUCCUUUAUGGACAGGCUGCUUACAGCAGUGAGUCGCCAAAUUGAAAAUCCUGAAGCCAAACAAAUAAUCAUCAAACAAUUGGCCUUUGAAAAUGCCAAUGAGGAUUGUAAGGUUGCGUUACGACCGAUAAUACACAAUCCUGCCACAGACACAGCAGCCAUGCUUCGCAUUUGUCAGUCUGUUGGAACAGCCAGCCACAAGGCUUAUCUGCUGGCAGCAGCGCUAAAUGAAAACCAGCCUGUAGCCACCGAUACAACUUGUUUCCAGUGUGGCAAACCAGGAUCCCCGAUACCCCAGGGGGUAGAACAGUGGCCUCUACCAAAGAAAAAUCCGCAGCAGCGGCACCAGCUAUCUCUGACCAGCUUAUUUCUGAACAAUUGA
This is a messenger RNA of Podarcis lilfordi (Lilford's wall lizard), 870 nucleotides long. The record is from the annotation of a GenBank genome assembly. Lineage: Eukaryota; Metazoa; Chordata; Lepidosauria; Squamata; Lacertidae.